Lutzomyia longipalpis is the source of this 1265-nucleotide messenger RNA. It is a transcript of the gene Ada, whose product is annotated as adenosine deaminase-like protein. Gene Ontology annotation, biological process: inosine biosynthetic process; adenosine catabolic process. The coding region runs from base 46 to 1083 and encodes 345 amino acids. Gene Ontology annotation, molecular function: adenosine deaminase activity. The transcript has 4 exons. NCBI's taxonomy places the organism in Eukaryota, Metazoa, Arthropoda, Insecta, Diptera, Psychodidae. The record is from RefSeq and is a predicted model, not a curated record.
AAUUUCCCGAGAAUUCCAUUCAUUGUUUACAGUUUAGUCGCAGAUAUGGCUGAAAGCACUGAAAUGGAUUACAAAUCUCUCCCAAAAAUUGAGCUUCAUGCUCACCUGAACGGAAGCUUGAGCACUUCGUGUCUCACUGAGUUGUAUCACAUGAAAUAUCCUAACACAGAUGACCCCCCAAGCCACAUAAACGGGUAUAAGAUACUGGAUAAAUUCAUUGAACUCAAAGACUGCUUUGAGAGGUUCAAGUAUGCCCACGACUUGACAGACACCCCAAAAAGAUUGAAAAGAGCCACCGAGAUCAUCAUCAAUGAAUGCCACGAUGAUGGUGUGGUUUACCUGGAAAUCCGCACAACUCCUCGUGCCACGGAGCACAUGACAAAGGAAGUGUACCUGAGUACAAUUUGCGAAGCAAUAAUUGAAUGUCACGAAAAGGAACCAAAAAAUCCAAUAGUUAAGCUCAUCCCGUCAUUUGAUCGUUCCAAAGGCGUUAAUGAUGCCCGGGAUACCCUCGAUGUUGUCCUGAAUGUGCGUGAAAAGUUCCCGGGAAUGAUUGUUGGCAUUGAUUUGAGCGGAAAUCCGGAAAACACAAACUUCCCGGACUUUAAGCCACUCCUCCAGGAAGCCAGAAAUGCUGGGCUAAAGCUCACUCUUCAUUGCGCUGAGACGGCCGGGACUGAGGAGGAGAACAUGGAGAUGCUUGAAUUUGGAAUGGAUCGCAUGGGGCAUGGAACAUUCAUGGAUGAAUCCCCGGACACAUGGCUGACGCUGCGUGAGAAGAAAAUUCCCGUUGAAUGCUGCAUCACCAGCAACCUCAAAUGCGCCACCGUUCCGGACAUCACAAAGCAUCACAUGCAGAAGCUACUGCAUGCCGAACAUCCCGUUGUUAUUUGCACGGAUGACUACGGGGUUUUCGACACCUCCCUCAGCAAAGAAAUCCAACUGUGUGCCAAGACCUUCAAUUUGUCGCGUGAAACCAUCCAAGAGAUCAGCUUAAACAGCGUCCGGUUUUCUUUUGCAAGCACCACCGAGAAAACUCGCCUCGAAGCCCUCAUUCGUGAUUUCUUCACACAAUCUGGCUAAAUUACAUUUUUGCAUUCAUUUUUUUUUCAUUGUAUUAUAAAUUACACGAUUUUAUUCACUUUUACAUUAUGCCAUGAAGGAAAGAAAAUCUCAGGGAAAACAUCAACAUACCAUUUUCCACAUAAUUCUUUUUUUUUACGAAUAAUAAUUAAUAGAAAAUAAAGCUUUUCCUACAUAGUAAA